Phycodurus eques (leafy seadragon) is the source of this 5460-nucleotide messenger RNA. It is a transcript of the gene herc4, whose product is annotated as HECT and RLD domain containing E3 ubiquitin protein ligase 4. The record is from RefSeq and is a predicted model, not a curated record. Gene Ontology annotation, cellular component: cytoplasm. Gene Ontology annotation, molecular function: ubiquitin protein ligase activity. The transcript is spliced from 24 exons. NCBI's taxonomy places the organism in Eukaryota, Metazoa, Chordata, Actinopteri, Syngnathiformes, Syngnathidae. Gene Ontology annotation, biological process: protein ubiquitination; ubiquitin-dependent protein catabolic process. The coding region runs from base 337 to 3480 and encodes 1047 amino acids.
CGUUUGAGUCGUUUGUAUUGCCUUAUCAAUAGCUGUUGACGCGCAGUGCUUAAGUCUACUAUUGCGUCCGGCCAUUAAACAGUAGACCGGUACACGAUGACUUUUGUACCCAAAGUAUACUCGACAAUGCCGGUUAAUAAAUAUGUCGAACUUGACGCGUAGUACUCCUCCAGCAAGCCCCAAACAUCAGUUGUUGACAGAUAGGAUAUGUAGAGUGGAGUGGAGCAACUGUGGCAAUCAACGUGCCUUUGACAACGUGAUCUAAACAACAAUAGCGUCAUCAGCGCUGCCUCCAUCGGCUCCUGCUGGCUUAUUUAGCCACAAGCAAGGACCACAAUGCUGUGUUGGGGCAAUGCUUCCUACGGCCAGCUCGGUUUGGGGGGCAUUGAUGAAGAGAUAGUGGUGGAGCCGAGGAAAUGCGACUUCUUCCAUGCCAAACUAGUGCGCGAUGUAGGCUGUGGUCGCAAGCACACAGCCUUCGUGCUGGAUGAUGGCACUGUAUACACGUGUGGCUGCAAUGAUCUCGGUCAACUGGGCCACGAGAAGUCCCGAAAGAAACCAGAGCAGGUUGUGGCUCUGGAUGCUCAGAUCAUAAUAGCAGUGUCUUGUGGAGAGUCGCAUACACUUGCCUUGAAUGACAGCGGGCAGGUUUUCUCAUGGGGCCUGGGCUCAGAUGGGCAGCUUGGCUUAAACAACUUUGAAGAAAGUGUUCGUGUGCCUAGAAACAUCAAGGCUUUGACUGAUGUUCAAAUCACUCAGGUAGCCUGUGGGUACUGGCACUCACUAGCACUUUCAAAAGGGAGCCAGAUUUUCUCCUGGGGUCAAAAUCGAUACGGACAACUUGGGCUUGGAGUAAAUGGACAAUGCAUUUCUAGCCCGCAAAUCAUUCAGUCUCUGCAGGGCAUUCCUUUUGCUCAGAUAUCAGGAGGUGGAGCUCACAGCUUUGCACUCACUCUCUCAGGAGCUGUGUUCGGUUGGGGCCGUAACAAGUUUGGUCAACUGGGUCUCAAUGACAGCAAUGACCGGUGUUUUCCAACCCUGCUGAAGUCGCUUCGAUCGCAGAAAGUAAUUUUUGUCUCCUGUGGAGAAGAUCACACAGCAGCCCUGACCAAGUUAAGUGGCGUCUUUACAUUCGGAGCAGGAGGAUAUGGUCAGCUGGGGCAUAACUCUACAAAUCAUGAAAUCAACCCAAGGAAAGUGUUUGAGCUCAUGGGAAACAGAGUCACACAGGUUGCAUGUGGAAGGCAGCACACACUGGCUUUCACACCCUCAUGCGGAAAGAUGGACUCAUUUGGUCUUGGAGGAAAUGGACAGCUUGGUACACGCUCUAGCAGUAACAGGAAAAGCCCGGGCCCAGUCAAGGGCCCCUGGAUACACUCUGUUGAUUCAGAUGGUAGAGUCGUGGAUCAAAACUGUUGUAUCAAGAGGAUUUACGCUGGAGGAGACCAAAGUUUUGCUCAAAAUUCUACUGCCAAUAACCUGCAAAACAGCGAUGAUGUGGCGACACCAGAUGCCCAGCGAAGAGUUUGUACCUUGAAUGAGGAAACCAUUCAGAGAUGGCUGAACCAUACGCCAGGAAGACUGCCCCUAGAAAUCUCCAAUGAGAUUGACCUGGUGUUCUCAACUGCAAGCUGCCUCAAUGGAUCCUUCUUGUCUACGAGUCAUCCAGAUCACUACAGUACCAGCAGUAAAUGUUCAGGGACUGACAUGAACAUGGCCCGUCUCCUAUUUCACAAACUGAUUACAUCUAACUACCCUGAGAUCACCCAACAGAUUGCUGCAAGUAUGGAGAAGAAUCUAAUUCCCAGACUAAGCAACUCCCCUCCUGAUAUAGAAGCACUGAGACUCUACCUCACUCUUCCAGAAUGUCCUCUCUUCAGUGAUCCCAACAAUUAUGUGACUAUCUCCAUCCCAUUUGCCAAAUCUCUCAUCAGCUUGAAAGAAGCGCCACUUAAAGUGCUAGGAAACUGGUGGUCCACAUUUGAGCCCCAAGUCUUCCAGCGGCUGGUCGAGUUGUACAAAGAAGUGGUGGUGUACCUGCUCCAGAUGCACAAUGUGGGAAUCCCAUCGACAGAGCAAAGAAUUUUCACCUGUUUUCUGGACACGUCACUCCGACUGCUGGAGAUCCUCCACAUGGUGAAUGAGCGAAGUGGACACAUUAUACAGUACGAUAAAUUCUACAUUCAUGAGUUGGACGACUUGAUAGACAUCCGAAAUGACUACAUCACAUGGAUUCAGAGACAAAUGUACCCAGGCGGUCAAGAUGCUGUGGUGACUAUGUGCAGGUAUCCCUUUGUAUUUGAUGCCCUGGCAAAGACUACCCUGCUACAGACUGAUGCUGUCUUACAAAUGCAGAUGGCAGUGGAUCAGGCUCAAAUGCAAAACUUGAGUUCCAUGUUCUUGCCUGCUGUGGAAUCUGUAAAUCCCUGCCUCAUCCUCAUUGUCCGGAGGGAAAAUAUAGUUGGAGACACCAUGGAAGUUCUCAGGAAGUCAAAGAACGUCGACUACAAGAAGCCGCUAAAGGUCAUCUUUGUGGGAGAAGAGGCAGUCGAUGCAGGAGGUGUGAGAAAGGAGUUCUUUCUCCUGAUUAUGAAAGAGCUGUUGGAUCCAAAGUAUGGGAUGUUCCGUUACCAUGAGGAGUCAAGGCUCCUCUGGUUUUCAAGCAAGACCUUUGAGGACAUUGAUUUGUUUAACCUCAUCGGAGUCAUCUGUGGUCUUGCAAUCUACAACCUCACCAUUGUGGAGCUCAACUUCCCAGUGGCCCUGUACAAGAAGCUUCUGAAAAGGAAUCCAACAUUAGAUGACCUGAAGGAGCUCAUGCCAGAUGUGGGAAGGAGUCUCCAACUGUUACUGGACUACCCUGAAGAUGACCUUGAGGAAACCUUCUGCUUGAACUUUACAAUCACAGAGGAAAACUAUGGUGCCACAGAGGUGUUGGAACUCAUACCCAAUGGUGAAAACAUCAAUGUUAAAAAAUCCAACAGGCAGGACUUUGUCAAUGCGUACGUAGACUACACAUUCAACACCUCGGUUGCCCCACUAUUUGAGUGCUUCUAUGCAGGCUUCCACAAGGUGUGUGGAGGCAAAGUUCUGGAGCUGUUCCAGCCCAAUGAACUGCAAGCCAUGGUGAUUGGCAACACCAACUAUGACUGGACUGAACUUGAAAAGAGCACUGAAUAUAAGGGAGAGUACUGGGCAGACCAUCAGACCAUCAAGCUCUUCUGGCAAGUGUUCCACAACCUUCCUUUAGAGAAGAAGAAAGAGUUUCUCUUGUUCCUCACAGGAAGUGAUCGCAUACCCAUCUUGGGCAUGAAAAGCCUUAAACUAGUGAUCCAGCCAACCAGUGGGGGAGAACAUUACUUGCCUGUCGCCCACACAUGCUUCAACCUGUUGGACCUGCCCAAAUACACUCAUGCAGAAACACUGCGUGAGAAGCUUCUUCAAGCUAUAGAUCAUAAUCAAGGAUUCAAUCUAGCAUGAGGCCACUUGGAAAGGUCCGGAUGACCGUGUCCAGAGUCCAGACUGUCAAUGGCCACCAUAUUUCCGAUUGUUUUGCUUUGCAGACUGUUUGUAGGAACUGAGCAGUGUGAGCAAUGCUUGGAAAGACACUAGAGGUCAAAAAUACUUUGCUAUCCCGACUUUUUGUGUUACUUUGGAUUUUUUGUCCAGCGUUUUACAAAGCUGUCAUAAUAUUUUAGUAAAACCUAUCAGGGGACUUACAUUUUAUAUUGCAAUUAAGUGGAUUCAUUGUGUGGGACUAGUAACUAGUAUGUGUAAGACUUGCACAAAGUAACUUGCAUCAUAAAAUUUGCAAUAGCACUACAUUUCUGACAAUUGAAAUUAAAUUGUGAUGUCCUCUAAACAUUUGAUCGAAUAUGGACUCAAAAUUGACCAGAUUUGAACAAACUCCACUGAGUGGUCAACAAAACAUGCUUGUUUCAGUGUAGCUGGGAUGAUAAAAAUCACAUUGAAGGCCUUUUCACACUACACUUGCUCAGUAUGGACGGUCCCCGCUGCAAGAAGCAAAGACAGUGGUGCGGCCAAUGUUGACAUAGCAGCCUACAAGGAAGUCGAGAGGCUUUCUCCGCUGAGUGGACCGCAACUCGGCAAUAUAUGUUAUUGCAAAAUACAGCCCAAACUUUAUUUUGAGGAGGUGAUGCAGCAACAAAAAAAAAAAUGGGUGUUGUUCCAGGAAGAGCGCUUUGACGUGUGUUUCAGAUUGAGAAGGGAUUUCAGUAUAUUAUUUUUCUAUUGACCCAAAGUUCGGGAUAGAGGGACACUGCAAUUAUUAGGCCAUGCACUCCGCCUUGCUGUUUAAAAUACAAAUCAUCAGAAAUCAUUCCGCCAACCCCUCUCCUACUGGAGGAGCUUUUUGACUCAACUCAAGACGCCACUCUCAAAGAGAAUGUGUUUUCUACUCAAGGGCACGUCACGGAGCAUCAGCCACCCCCCUGCAUUACCGCGACACGGCAAACCGGGAAAGUCGACCGCAGCGUGUGCAUUCCGAAGUGCAGUGUGAAAAGGCCUUAAGGAGCUAACACGGUCCGCCCCUUUAUGCAUGAAAUGUGUGGUGCAGACAUUAAUAUGCUAACCUUUGUUUCCCCAUAGCGUAUGUUCUAUCGUGACAAUUGAUUCAGAGUUGCGCAAAACAUUUGCUUGGAGUGCACCUUGGCUGCGAAGAUUAAAAUGGUCAACAAAUAAAACAAAGCUGGUCACUGUCGGUAGACAGUUUAACAAAAGUAUUUUAAUUUCUUGAUGUAGUUUAUAGUUUGGUAUUGACUAUAGCUCGGUGCAGUAUGAACCGAUUUGUAUAGAUGACAGCUCAAUUCAGUUUUAUGAUAAACGGUACAUGUAUAAUCAUGCUGGCAUGGAAAGUGAAUGGGACCUUGAAGCAGACAAAUAGUGAUGUUAAUAUUGCUUUUGAUGGUUUCAAUGAGGCAACUCAUGAUGGACCAGCUGGUAAUGAGAUCCACAGGAGGGACAGCGCUGGGCAUCUCCGUCAUGAAGCCAGAACCACACGAUCGCAGUGUUGUCUUCCUCACCUGUCGAAGACUUUAGGAGUCAACUUGGAUUGCAUGUAAAAUAUUUUUAUCCCAUUUGAAGGAUAUCACUUACAAAGGCAGCCCACCAGCCUCUUUUGACCAAUACAAGGCACAAUGUGGGGGUCGUCUUUGGUUCCUGCGUACUCCUUAGGUUUCAGCAUACUGUAGGGAUCCUUCAAUGUGCAGCAAAGCCAUUAGUACAGCCAUUUAAAAAAAAAAAAAAAAAGCUUAGUGUACUUGCUUUAAGUUAACGUACUUUUCCCAGUUUUAGGGCUUGCAUGGCACGGCGUUCCAGGCCAGUGGCUUGUUCCUCAUCUGUGGGUAUUCCUAGAAAUUGUACAGCAAUACCUUUUAUAACAGACUCCUUCGGCACUGGAAAAAUACUUCAUAAAGACUGACUUUGUGUUCUUGAAUGACA